Molecule: messenger RNA, 1767 nt
Organism: Zingiber officinale
Lineage: Eukaryota; Viridiplantae; Streptophyta; Magnoliopsida; Zingiberales; Zingiberaceae
Product: probable membrane-associated kinase regulator 2
Exons: 2
Coding region: 386-1561 (391 amino acids)
Cellular component (GO): plasma membrane
Source: RefSeq, a predicted model, not a curated record
UGAUGCGUGCCCGCUGAAAUCACGUCGCUUUAUCCUGUCGUAGGGCACAGGCUCCGGUCAAAGGAGGGCAGGAAGGAGAGCAGACAGCCGUGCUCUCGCUAUCCGAUCGAAUCCGAAUCCAAUUCAUGGCGCGUCGGCGUCUCCUACUGUCUACUUCCACUCUAUCUCUGUCAGCUGAUGCUGGCGUUCUCCUUCUCCCUCCUGCUGAGGAGCCGCGCCCGAGCGCCCCUCAUGCACGGCACCAUGACCACGCCCCCAAUUGCAUGCGUGCCCUCCUUUAACUUGAGCCUGCCUUUUGCUCUUUUCUUCUUGUUCCCUCUACGACUACAAAAGCCCUCAAAGCAGAUCCCUAAAACAAAGCCAUAGGCCACAGGGUGAGAGCGCCAUGAAGCUCCUCAGACUCCUCACUCAAGCUAAACAAGGCGGCGGGCCACUUUUCCUUUCUUCGAGGCGCGCCGCCAUCGUCACCACCACCAUCUCCACCACCGUUGACUUCGGCGGCGGCGGAGAUUGUGAGGACGACGGCCCUUUCUUCGACCUCGAGUUCAUGACCUUACCGCUGCAGGAUGGAGCGCGGCAUGCUCUAGAAAAGCAACAGCAGAAGUACUCUGACGCGGAGUCGGAUGAGGAGGCCGACGAGUUCGAGCUCGCGAUGUCCCCGGAGGGUGCAAGGUGCGGGCUUGAAGGCUGCGGCGGCGGUAGCCUCCGACGCAUGGACGGCGUCGCCGUCUUCUCUGACGAUCUCUUCCUCAAAGGUAGGCUCUUCCCGCUUCAGCCGCCUUUGCUCGGUGAUUUUGCAGCGUCGGAGCCGGGGUCAUCGACGCCUCAAGUUCCGGCCUUUGUCAACCCUGCCGCCAAGUUUCGCGCCUUCAAGCUGGGAUUUCGCAGGAAAUCGAAUUCGAGCUUCCCGCCAGCUGAUCCCGCUGACAAACCGUUUGUGAAUUUCAAAACAGAGGCUGCGGCGGCGGCGGCGGCGGCCCACUUUACCAGGGACAUCAGCUCCCGAAGCUCCUGCAGCAGCAGCUCCGGCGCGAGUCGGUUUCCUAAGGACGUGCUUCAUCGCUACAUCAGCAAGAUCAAGCCGCUCUACGUCCUGCUCUCUAAGCGGUACAGCAAGAAGCUACGCUUCUCUGGGCCGCUGGUAUCCAGCGACGCCGGUAAGGUGCGCCCCGCCGGGGAGCUCGGUGAAGAUGGCUUCGGAGAUCACCCGAAAGAUCAACCUUCGGCGGCGAGUGGCCCCAAGCGAUCGUUGAAGGCCCAAGAUGCGAACAUCCCAGCGGGGCUGAGGGUGGUGUGCCGACGGCUAAGGAAGAGCCGAUCAGCGUCGGCCGCCGUCUCAUUCCGCUCUCCUUCGCUGGCGUCCGGGCGACGCGACGACUCGCUCCUGGAGCAGCAAGACGGCAUCCAAAGCGCCAUCGCCCACUGCAAGCGCUCCUUCAACAAAGGUUCCGAGUCGCCGCUUACUCGAUCAAGAAGCGAUCCCGGCGACGGCAGAUCAGCAGAAUCCAGCAGGAGCUGCGACGUCGUCGUAUCAUCAUCGUCCGUUCCGAAUUUUUAUUAGAACGGAGAACGAUUUCAAUUCACCAUAAAAAAAAAAAAAAAAUCAAAAUCCCGUCCUUUCUCUGUCUAGCGCAGUGUUUACUCCCUUCCUCGUACAUUUCCAUGUAACGUUUGUAACUAGUAAGAUUCUGCUGUUCGUUCGAUUACUCGACUCCUCUCGUCUUGUAAAUUGUAAGGCAUCUAAUGAUCUGAUAUGUUCUUGUUGCA